AUGAUUUUUCAGAGGAUUUCAGUGCAUCGUGUUUUUAACAAGCGAGUGAAUCUUGCACAAAUUCAGUCACUUUUAUCGCAUUCAAUAUCUGUUUCAUCUUUGGAUACUGUGUCUGUUUUUAAUGAAAACGGUCUACCAAGGAUAACUGUCCCAUUGCCUUCGAGACGUGAGGCAUGCUCUUUCAUUUUGAAGCCCUUACAACACACAGUUGGAGAUUUGUCAAAUUUCAUAAAAUGUGAAGACAAUGGUGUAGAUCGGAUAGCAUUUUUUAGUGAAGAUGGGACUAGAAUCGCUAAAUCUAACUCAGUUGCCGACCUUCUUAGCUCGAAUUUCCAUCUUAUUAUCAAUGAUCAAAAAUAUCACGUAGAUACAUCGUCACUUUCCUUUGAGUUUAGUGCUGUUCCAAGAGAUAUAGCUGAUGCUCGACAACUAGUUGUAAAACUUGCCAGUGCCUUCCAUAUAGACGAGUUUUACGCACAGAAACAACACCAGCUUGAAAAGUGCAUUGAAGAUGUAAUUUUGCAGUUAGAGCCAUUUGAACAGCAAAAGUCUGUUAUUGCUACACAAGCCGCCCAACGGACACGUCGACUUACUUGGCUUGGAUUAGGCGCAAUGGGGGUACAAUUCGGACUGUUGGCCAGAUUAACUUGGUGGGAAUAUUCGUGGGAUAUUAUGGAGCCGGUUACAUAUUUCGUUGGUUAUGCAACCAGUAUGGCCAUGUAUGCUUACUACGUCAUCACACGUCAGGAUUACACGCUACCUCAAGUAUUCGAUCGUGAAUAUUUAAAAAGUUUUUACAAAUCAGCUGAUAAACUUUCUUUUGAUGUUGAACGUUACAAUGAACUACGUGACCAACUAGCUCAUCUAAAAUCAGAAUUACGACGUCUUAAAGAUCCACUUCUACAUCGAUUACCUUUGCAACAGACGGAAUAUUUAAUCCCGGAACAGGUGGAGGAUAUUCUCAACCAUAAUAAACCCACUGCAGUUAAAUAG
This is a messenger RNA of Trichobilharzia regenti, 993 nucleotides long. The record is from the annotation of a GenBank genome assembly. Lineage: Eukaryota; Metazoa; Platyhelminthes; Trematoda; Strigeidida; Schistosomatidae.